This is a messenger RNA of Argentina anserina (silverweed cinquefoil), 2418 nucleotides long. Its product is annotated as ABC transporter G family member 20-like. NCBI's taxonomy places the organism in Eukaryota, Viridiplantae, Streptophyta, Magnoliopsida, Rosales, Rosaceae. The record is from RefSeq and is a predicted model, not a curated record. The coding region runs from base 11 to 2224 and encodes 737 amino acids. Gene Ontology annotation, molecular function: ATP hydrolysis activity; ABC-type transporter activity; ATP binding. Gene Ontology annotation, biological process: transmembrane transport. The transcript is spliced from 2 exons. Gene Ontology annotation, cellular component: membrane.
AAACCACCACAUGUCUUCGGUGGCGCCACCCACUCUCGAGCUCCGAGAAUUUAACCCUAAACGACCCCGCGUCAACCCUACUCUCGCUGAGCUUCUACAGUGGGUCGAGCUGUCCCGAAACCCUGACCGGGAAACGACGCCGUCAAACUACAACAAUGGCCACCACGUCCUCGACCUCGGGUUUCCGUCCACCUCCUUAUCUCAGUCCACCUAUCCCUUCGUCCUUUCCUUCAACAACCUCACUUACAGCGUCAAGGUCCGCAGCAAGACGUUACUGCCCUCGUUCCGAAAACCUGAGGCUAAACUUGGUGGUAGCGCAAGCAGCAGCAGCACCAAGGUUUUGCUGAACGGUGUCUCUGGCGAGGCCAGAGAAGGCCAGAUCAUGGCGGUUCUCGGAGCGAGUGGUUCCGGUAAGUCGACGCUGAUAGACGCAUUGGCUGAUCGGAUCGCCAAGGACAGUUUAAGAGGGACGAUUACAUUAAACGACGAGACUCUCAACUCGAGGAUGCUGAAGGUGAUAUCCGCUUACGUGAUGCAGGAUGAUCUAUUGUUUCCUAUGCUGACGGUGGAGGAAACUCUCAUGUUCUCCGCCGAGUUCCGGCUCCCACGUACUCUAUCAAAAUCCAAGAAGAAGUCUCGUGUGGAGGCCCUGAUCGACCAACUAGGCCUCCGGAACGCAGCAAAGACUGUGAUCGGAGAUGAGGGUCACCGUGGCGUCUCCGGUGGCGAGAGGAGAAGAGUUUCUAUUGGUAUUGACAUCAUACACGACCCUAUUGUUUUGUUUCUCGACGAGCCAACCUCCGGGCUUGACUCGACGAGUGCUUUCAUGGUGGUGAAGGUUCUGCAGAGAAUAGCUCAGAGUGGUAGCAUUGUGGUCAUGUCCGUACAUCAGCCAAGUUACAGAAUUUUGGGCUUGUUAGACCGGCUGGUGCUUCUGUCUCAUGGACAGACUGUGUACACUGGCUCGCCGGCAAACCUUCCAGUCUUUUUCGGCAAAUUUGGCCACCCCAUACCCGAAACGGAGAACAGGACCGAGUUUGCUUUGGACCUUAUACGAGAAUUAGAGGAAACUCCAGGUGGAACUAAGAAAUUGGUGGAGUUCAACAAGUCAUGGCAAGUGACUAAGAAGCAAAAGCAUAAGCAUAAGCAAAAUGGUUCCGACAACGGUGCGGGCAGUAUACCAAAGCUCUCUCUCAAAGAUGCAAUAAGUGCUAGCAUUUCAAGAGGAAAACUGGUCUCGGGUGCUCCCAGUGACACCAACCUAGCCUCUUCAGUCCCUACAUUUGCCAACCCAAUAUGGACCGAAAUGUUGGUGAUCUCAAAACGCUCGAUGAAAAACUCUAUGCGGAUGCCGGAACUCUUCGGUAUCCGGAUGGGUGCGGUACUAGUGACCGGAAUCGUGUUAGCCACUAUGUUUUGGCACCUUGACGACUCCCCUAAGGGAGUUGAAGAACGUCUCGGAUUUUUUGCGUUUGCAAUGUCCACAACCUUUUACACUUGCGCUGAAGCAAUCCCCGUUUUCCUCCAAGAACGAUACAUAUUCAUGAGAGAAACCGCCUACAAUGCCUACCGUCGAUCAUCUUAUGUUUUAGCUCACUCUAUACUCUCCAUUCCUUCCUUGCUCAUUCUCUCUUUGGCCUUUGCAGCCACCACCUUUUGGGCGGUGGGGUUGGCCGGUGGCCUUCAGGGGUUUCUAUUUUUCUUCUUGACAAUAUGCUCUGCCUUUUGGGCCGGAUCUUCAUUCGUUACAUUUUUAUCCGGCGUUGUCACACAUGUCAUGUUGGGAUUUACGGUUGUGGUUGCCAUUUUAGCCUACUUUCUCCUCUUUAGUGGGUUUUUCAUUAGCAGAGAUCGGAUUCCGGUAUACUGGAUUUGGUUCCAUUACAUUUCUCUGGUGAAAUAUCCAUAUGAAGCUGUUUUGCAGAACGAGUUUGAUGACCACAUGAAGUGUUUAGUAACCGGAAUUCAAUUAUUCGACAACACGCCAUUGGGUGAAGUCUCUACUGAGAUGAAGUUGAAGUUGUUGAAGAACAUGAGCAACACUUUAGGAAUGAAUAUAACUGGAUCUACUUGUGUGACCACCGGAUUAGACAUACUGAAACGGCAGGGUAUAACGGAUCUUAGUAAAUGGAAUUGCUUGUGGGUAACGAUUGCUUGGGGUUUCUUCUUUAGAGUUUUGUUUUAUUUUACGUUGUUAUUGGGUAGCAAAAAUAAAAGGAGGUAAAUGGAAUAUGGGGUUGGCCAUGUUGUUUGUUGGUCUUUUGGUAUUGCAGUGUAUAAUUGUAUGCUACCAUUUAUUUACUUCAUGUACUUGAUUUGUUUGUUAUAAACCCAUGGUUUAUGCGAGAAAUUGAGAGAUCAAUUUUACUUGUUUAGCAUUUCAAGCUCAACAUUUGAUUAUACGGUAGAACAUACAUG